CCGAAAAAGAAGAGGAGCAGGAAGUAGGAAAUAGACGCUGAUUUUUGGUGUCAUGGAGACGGUUGAUUACUAUGGUUGUUUGGAUCUAUGCAAGAGAACUUAAAAUAAGUAACAUAAGUUAUUAAUUACUGGUGAUGCAUUUAAAGCAUCACUCGUUUAUUUCUCAGCCGCUGUUUUUAUAGAAGGCCAUAUUCGUUGGUUUUUUAUUAAAAAAACAGCUCUCAAUAUGUUAUUAAGCAAAAUGGAGUGUUUAACAAUAGUUAGAAACAUUAAAUGAGUUUUUUUUUCCUGAAUAGGUUUUUUGAUAAUUAAUUUUCUCUCCAAUAAAUGGCGACUUGGCUUUGGUGUAACGUGGUGCCGUUUUCUGCGGUUUUGAUUGCGAAUUGGUUCGGGACUGUUGUUUUGCAGACGACGUUUUCUGAACCUAGGAAUUCGACGGGAUUUCCAUGGCCGGCCGAGGACUCCGUUAACUUUACAGCCACGGAUACCACUUUCACGACUUAUACUGCAACCCCUGAGACAAUGUCUGCGACGAGUGCACAACCAAAUUCAACUCUUGCCGAUGGCAACACUAACUCUACAUUAUUACCAACUGAUAACAUUACAAAUUCUACAUUAAUGUCAACUGAUGCCACCACAAAUGAGACAUUACUAACUGAGGUCGCUGCAGGUUCUACGUUAAUACCGAGUGACGCUACCACAGAUGCCGGAUUAAUAACAACUGAUGUUCCCAUAAAGAGAACUAUAGGCUGUUCAUGUGAUAUUAGCCCACAGUUUUGUGAUAUUGGUUGCUGCUGUGAUUUUAUCGACUGUGGUGUCAGUGACCUGAAUACGGUCUUCAGUGGCUGUGAGACUGUGGAGAGUUAUGCUGUGUGCAUUGAGAGUUGGCUGAUGUUCAGAGGGAAUGUUGACCCCAGCCUCAUAGCUGUGAAUGAAACUUUCUUCUGUGUAAAAAGUCUAGAAGAUAACCUGACAAUCCAGCAGAGUCGUCCUGCUCUUUCAUGGCUCCCAGAGAUACAGGAUUUCUACUCAUUCGCUGAACAUAGAGUUCAGUCUUCCAGCCCUGCAGCUAGAGCUUUCUACAAGGCUGAUGAUGUCAUCUUAACCUAUUACAAUAGCUCAUCAUUAUUGGGUGUAUUCAGACAGCCAUCACCAGGAGCAGGCACUGAUUCGUGUGUGGACUGGAACCCUGGGAGAUUCCUGCGCUCCCUCUCUUUCUCCUGUUCCCGCUCCCUGACUGCACAGAGCUGUCUCACAGACCCCAGUCUUAAUGCCCGCUCUUACUUCUCUGGAAUCAGUCUGCUAAAGGCCCCAUUCUCUCAGAACGUCUCCCUCCAUGGAUUUACAAUACCAGUUGUUCCACUGUCAGAAUGGCCAGAACCAAGCAUCCAGAAUGGUUCCUGUUUGAACGUGGUAUCAAAGGUGCAGCACAUACUUCAGUACACUAGCAGCGGUACCAUUAUCAAGGUGACCGUGAAUGUGACCCUAACAGACAGCAACAUGGACCUGCAGCUGCUGCAGCAGCACAACGUUACCUAUCAGUUAGCCACACCUUCUGCUACACGUGGACCUACUGCAACAGUAGGACUGAAGCCAGGAGCUUCUGUGAUCGCUCGCUUCACUGACAGGGUCGAACCUUUAACAAUCCAAGGCAUAUCUCCGGGAGGCGAGUGUUCCAGUUCUCUUCUUAGCAGGGCUGUGAUCCUCUUCCCACAAAACUACAUUACUGGAUGUGCCUACAGCUCCUUUUCACGCAGCUGCUCAGAGCUGCGCUCCCAGCUGUAUCAGAUUCUUCGGGGCACUUCGACCCCCACUUUUGUGGCUAUGAAUGCAGGGACCCAGCCGAACUGGACAGGAGUGAUUACUCAAGACUGCUUCAGUAGUCCUCCUGACGACUCCUGCGAGUCAGGCUGCCUCCUGCCACUGUCUCUCUCUGUCCAGCUGCUCUGGGCCCAGCGGGGACUCCUCUCUUUACCGCAGAGUCAAAUAUUAGGGGCUAAAUUCCUGUUUCGCUGUAAGGCAGUCCAGUGCCCGCUCACCACCCCGCUUACUGUGAUGACCGAGGUGACAUUUUCUGAUGCCACAAUCUACCCAGUGCCCCCCAGGGGCCAGCCAGAGCCGGAUUGGAAAGUCCCCUUCGGCUUCUUUUCCCGAGGGGCAGAUGAGCAGGAAAACAUGCCGGUGCUGAACUGCUCUGGAUACACUGAUGCAUUGUGGUUAUGUACACUGUGGGCUGUAGGUUUUAUAUUGUCUGCGGUACCGUAGAGCCGGUAUUGACGGGAGCCCUUCCCUACACAGCACUGGUAAAGGUAGUCGGUAAUGUAUGAUGGAUAGACUUGGAUGAUCUGUGCUGGCACUUAGACUUGAGAAAUGCAAAACAGAGCAUGACUUACAUCUGUCAUUGACAGGAAGUCACCCAUAGGCAUAGCAACAUUUUCAAAAUGGCACCAAAGAUUUUUUUUUAAUAGAAUAAAUUUAUUUUCUCCUAUUGUA
This is a messenger RNA of Paramormyrops kingsleyae, 2493 nucleotides long. Its product is annotated as tectonic-3-like. Gene Ontology annotation, biological process: cilium assembly; smoothened signaling pathway. The record is from RefSeq and is a predicted model, not a curated record. Lineage: Eukaryota; Metazoa; Chordata; Actinopteri; Osteoglossiformes; Mormyridae.